Messenger RNA from Nerophis lumbriciformis (worm pipefish), 5820 nucleotides. The record is from RefSeq and is a predicted model, not a curated record. Lineage: Eukaryota; Metazoa; Chordata; Actinopteri; Syngnathiformes; Syngnathidae.
AUGUCUGGGAGCGAGGACGACAGAGACGACUACGGAGCACCGCCGGACGACCGCUUGAUGCACGAUGAUGAAGAUGAAGACAUUUCAGAGAAUGAGACUCAGAAAGUAAAGAAGAAGAAGAAGGCCAAAAAGAGCCGAGAAAGUAAGAGCAGCAAGAGGCGGUCGCGAAGAGAGGAACUCGCCAUCAGCUCCCCGGAGCCCAUGGACACUGCCGGGCCCGAGGAGGAUGGCGUCCAGGUCCGCCGCUCCGACAGCGAAGGCAGCGACUACAUGCCGGGACGCAAGAAGAAGAAACGCGCUAGCAGCGGCAAAGAGAAGAAGCGCAGCAGCGAACGGGGCUCGUCCAAGAAGAAAGAGCCAGAGCCGGAGGAGGAAGACGAUGACGAAGAUGAUGACGACUUUGCGGAACCCAAAUCAUCAUCGCAGCUGCUGGAGAACUGGGGCAUGGAGGACAUCGAUCACAUCUUCACCGAAGAGGACUAUCGUUCGCUAACAAACUACAAAGCCUUCAGUCAAUUCGUCAGGCCGCUUAUUGCCGGAAAGAACCCCAAAAUCGCCGUUUCCAAAAUGAUGAUGGUUCUCGGCGCCAAAUGGCGAGAGUUCAGCACCAAUAAUCCUCUGAGAGGAGCGGCCGCCGCCAACGCCGCCCUGGCCACGGCCAAUGUUCCCGCCGCCGUGGACAACAUGGUGGCCGAGGCCGCCCCACCGCCGCCCGCCCCGGAAGAGCCAGAGCAGCCCCCUGCGCCUCCCCUCCGAAAAGCCAAAACGAAGGAAGGCAAAGGUCCAAACGCCCGCAAAAAGUCGAAAGCGGCGUCCAAACCGCAAGAGAAGAAGAACAAUGCCAAGACUAAGAAAGUGGCGCCGCUCAAGAUCAAGUUGGGAGGCUUCAACAGCAAGAGGAAACGAUCAUCGAGCGAGGAGGACGAGCCCGAUGUGGACAGCGACUUUGAGGACGGCAGCGUGAACAACGUUUCUGUCUCGGAAGGCUCCAACAGUCGCAGCUCUCGUAGCAAAAAGAAGCCUUCGUCCAAGGCCAAGCCCAAGAGGAAGAAAGGUAACGUCGAGACAAAAGAAACCGAGGACGCCGACGGCUACGAGACGGACCACCAGGACUACUGCGAGGUGUGUCAGCAGGGCGGCGAGAUCAUCCUGUGCGACACAUGUCCGCGAGCCUACCACAUGGUCUGCCUGGACCCCGACAUGGAGAAAGCUCCAGAGGGCACCUGGAGUUGCCCGCACUGCGAAAAGGAGGGCAUCCAAUGGGAGGCGCGGGAGGAGCCCUCGGAAGGCGAGGAGGAAACCGCCGACGGCGGGGAGAUGGAGGAGGAUGACCACCACAUGGAGUUCUGCCGGGUGUGCAAGGACGGAGGCGAACUGCUGUGCUGCGACUCGUGUCCGUCAUCCUACCACAUACACUGCCUCAACCCGCCUCUGCCCGAGAUCCCCAACGGAGAGUGGAUCUGCCCGCGCUGCCUGUGCCCACCGAUGAAGGGGAAGGUCCAGAGGAUCUUGACAUGGCAGUGGGGAGAACCUCCUCCGCCGACGCCGGUGCCUCGACCGCCAGACCUCCCGGCGGACGCGCCCGACCCCGCCCCGCUGGCAGGGCGGCCCGAGCGAGAGUUCUUCGCCAAGUGGUCAAACCUGUCCUACUGGCACUGCUCUUGGGUCACCGAAUUGCAGCUGGAACUCCACUGCCAGGUGAUGUUCAGGAACUACCAGAGGAAAAACGACAUGGACGAGCCGCCGCCCAUCGACUUUGGCGACGGGGAGGAAGACAAGAGCGAAAAGAGGAAGAACAAGGACCCCAUGUAUGCCAAGCUGGACGAGAAGUACCUACGCUUUGGAAUCAAGAUGGAGUGGCUGAUGAUUCAUCGGAUCCUCAACCACAGUGUGGACAGAAAGAACACCGUGCACUACCUGAUCAAGUGGCGCGAGCUGCCGUACGAUCAGGCCACCUGGGAGGCGGACGACAUGGACAUCCCCGAGUUUGACACCUACAAGCUGCAGUACUGGAACCACAGAGAACUGAUGUUGGGUGACGACGGCAAACCGGGAAAGAAAAUCAAGGUCAAAGGCCGCGUCAAACGUCUGGACCGGCCUCCGGAGAACCCCGUCGUAGAUCCUACUAUCAAGUUCGACCGUCAGCCCGAGUACCUGGACAGCACGGGCGGAACGUUGCACCCUUACCAGCUGGAAGGCCUUAACUGGCUGCGAUUCUCCUGGGCGCAGGGCACCGACACCAUCUUGGCUGACGAGAUGGGGCUGGGCAAGACGGUCCAGACGGCCGUCUUCCUAUACUCUCUUUAUAAAGAGGGUCACUCCAAGGGUCCGUUCCUGGUCAGCGCGCCGCUCUCCACCAUCAUCAACUGGGAGAGAGAGUUUGAAAUGUGGGCCCCCGGUAUGUACGUGGUGACCUACGUGGGGGACAAAGACAGCCGGGCCGUUAUCCGCGAGAACGAGUUCUCCUUCGAGGACAACGCCAUCCGAGGUGGUAAAAAAGCCUCCAGGAUGAAGAAAGACUCGUCCAUUAAGUUCCACGUACUGCUGACGUCGUACGAGCUGAUCACCAUCGACAUGGCCAUCCUGGGCUCUAUCGACUGGGCCUGUUUGGUGGUGGACGAGGCCCACAGACUCAAGAACAACCAGUCCAAGUUUUUCCGAGUCUUGAACAAUUACCCGCUGCAACACCGACUGCUGCUAACCGGAACACCGUUACAAAACAACCUGGAGGAACUGUUCCACCUCCUCAACUUCCUCACGCCCGAGAGGUUCAGCAACCUGGAGGGCUUCCUGGAGGAGUUUGCCGACAUUGCCAAAGAGGACCAGAUCAAGAAGCUCCACGACAUGCUGGGUCCGCACAUGCUCAGGAGGCUCAAGGCCGACGUAUUCAAGCACAUGCCCUCUAAGACCGAGCUGAUCGUGCGGGUGGAGCUCAGUCCGCAGCAGAAGAAGUACUACAAAUUCAUCCUGACCCGAAACUUUGAAGCGCUUAACACCAAAGGAGGCGGCAACCAGGUGUCGCUGCUCAACGUGGUGAUGGAUCUCAAAAAAUGCUGCAACCACCCCUUCCUCUUCCCCGGAGCCGCCAUGGAAGCCCCAAAGCUGCCCAACGGUAUGUACGACGGCAGCUCGCUCAUCAAAGCCGCCGGCAAGCUGAUGUUGCUGCAGAAGAUGAUGAGGAAGCUGAAGGACGGAGGACACAGAGUACUCAUCUUCUCUCAGAUGACCAAAAUGUUGGACCUGUUGGAGGAUUUCCUGGAGAACGAGGGCUACAAAUACGAGCGUAUAGACGGCAGCAUCACGGGAGGGAUGAGGCAGGAAGCCAUCGACCGCUUCAAUGCUCCGGGCGCUCAGCAGUUCGCCUUCCUUCUGUCUACGAGGGCCGGAGGUCUUGGGAUCAACCUGGCUACCGCCGACACCGUUAUCAUCUACGACUCGGACUGGAAUCCGCACAAUGACAUACAAGCUUUCAGUCGAGCUCAUCGAAUCGGUCAGAACAAAAAAGUCAUGAUCUACCGCUUUGUCACCAAGGCGUCUGUGGAGGAGAGGAUCACGCAGGUGGCCAAAAAGAAGAUGAUGCUGACCCACUUGGUGGUCCGACCCGGCCUGGGCUCCAAGACUGGUUCCAUGUCCAAGCAGGAACUGGACGACAUCCUCAAGUUUGGAACGGAGGAGCUCUUCAAGGAUGAGGGCGAGGGCGAGAACAAGGAGGAGGACAGCAGCGUCAUCCAUUACGACGACAAGGCCAUUGACCGUCUGCUGGACCGAAACCAGGACGCCACCGACGACACGGAGCUGCAGAGCAUGAAUGAGUACCUCAGCUCCUUCAAGGUGGCGCAGUACGUGGUCAAAGAUGAGGAUGAAGAGGAGGAGGAGGUGCAACGCGAGAUCAUCAAGCAAGAGGAGAGCGUGGACCCCGACUAUUGGGAAAAGCUGCUGCGCCACCACUACGAGCAGCAGCAGGAGGACUUGGCCCGCAACCUGGGCAAAGGCAAGCGCAUACGCAAGCAGGUCAACUACAACGACGGCUCGCAGGAGGACCGAGCCGACUGGCAGGACGACCAAUCGGACGGCCAGUCGGAUUACUCCGUGGCUUCUGAGGAGGGAGACGAGGACUUUGACGAACGAUCGGAAGCCAAUUCACGGCGGCCCAACAGGAAAGGCCUGCGUAACGACAGAGACAAGCCACUUCCCCCCCUGCUGGCCAGGGUGGGAGGCAACAUUGAGGUGUUGGGCUUCAACUCGCGGCAGAGGAAGGCCUUCCUGAACGCUGUCAUGCGUUACGGCAUGCCGCCGCAAGACGCCUUUACCACGCAGUGGUUGGUCCGAGACCUGCGAGGGAAAUCGGAGAAGGAGUUCAAGGCUUAUGUCUCUCUGUUCAUGCGUCACCUGUGCGAACCCGGAGCCGACGGCGCCGAGACCUUCGCGGACGGCGUCCCCAGGGAAGGCUUGUCGCGUCAACAUGUGCUGACCCGCAUCGGCGUCAUGUCACUCAUCCGGAAGAAGGUGCAAGAGUUCGAGCACGUCAACGGCCUGUGGUCGCUGCCGUGGAUGGCCGAACUGGAGGAGAACAAGAGGGCCGCGCAGCCCGACUCGCCGGGAAAGACGCCGUCCACUGGGACGCCCGCAGACACGCAACCCAACACGCCCGCUACAGUUGACGAAUCAAAAAGCGAUGAGCCCGUCAAGGACGGAGACAAAGAAGUGAAAAAAGACGGCGAGCCGGACAGGAACGGAAAAGACGCCCCCAAGAGCGGGAACGAGGUCAUCGCCAUCCCCGACGACCAGGACAAGAGUCCGCCGCUGCCGGAGGAGAAGAAGAAGACAGAGGAGCCCGCGGAGGCGGUCAAGGCCACCAACGGAGAAGCCGAUGGCGCCAAGGACGGCGAGAGCGACAAGAAAAGUCCGAGUACGGAAGACUCUGCUUCGCCGUCAGAUGCCAAGAGCGAAGACUCAAAAAAUCAAGACUCUGAGGGCAAAGAUGACAAGCCAGAGAAGAUGGACACGACUCCUGCCCCAGAGGACAAGAAAGUCGCCAAGGACGAUAAAGAGGCUCCGAAAAGCGAGGAGGUAGCCAAACUGCAAAACGGCGACGGCACCAAGGAGAGUGCCGCCGCCCUGGAGGAGAAGAAGAAAGCCAAGGGCCGCUUCAUGUUCAACAUCGCCGACGGAGGCUUCACGGAACUCCACUCGUUGUGGCAGAACGAAGAGCGUGCCGCCACUGUGACUAAGAAGACCAAUGAAAUCUGGCACCGACGUCACGACUACUGGUUGCUGGCGGGAAUCAUACAACACGGCUACGCUCGCUGGCAAGACAUCCAGAACGACGCCAAGUUCGCCAUCCUCAACGAGCCCUUCAAGGGGGAGAUGAACCGAGGAAACUUCCUGGAAAUCAAGAACAAGUUCUUGGCCAGGAGAUUCAAGCUUUUGGAGCAGGCGCUAGUGAUCGAGGAGCAGCUACGCCGUGCCGCCUACCUCAACAUGUCUGAGGACCCGUCGCACCCCUCCAUGGCGCUCAACACACGCUUCAGCGAGGUGGAGUGCCUGGCCGAGUCGCACCAACACCUCAGCAAGGAGUCCAUGUCGGGAAACAAGCCGGCCAACGCCGUCCUGCACAAAGUGCUGAAGCAGCUGGAGGAGCUCCUGAGCGACAUGAAAGCGGACGUGACCCGUCUGCCGGCGACCAUCGCCCGAAUCCCGCCGGUGGCCGUCCGUCUACAGAUGUCUGAGAGGAACAUCCUCAGCCGCCUGGCCAGCCGCGGGCCUGACACGCACACGCAGACGCACGCCCAACAGGUACGUGUGCCCCCACCUAACUGA